AUGGAUACUCAUGUUAGACGGACUCCUGAGCAAGUAGUCAAUGAGAGGCAUAAUAGUAGUUCUACUCAAACUACUAUAGAGAACCGUUUUAGGACACCAGAACAAAAAGCCAGAGUUGAUUAUCACAUUGCUAAGUGGAUGUAUCAACAAGGUAUCCCAUUCAAUGCUAUUAAGGCAAGGACCUUUGAGGUGAUGUGCGAGUCUAUUGCACAAUAUGGUUCUGGAUAUAUUCCACAUUCAUAUCAUCAAGUGAGAGUGCCAUUGUUAAGAAAUGUUGUGAAUGAAACUGCAGAGAUGAAGAAAAAAUAUGAAGAGUAUUGGAAGCAGUAUAGGUGCACUCUUAUGUCUGAUGGAUGGACGGAUAAACGGGGAAGGCACUUAAUUAAUUUUUUCGUUAACCGUCUAAAGGGGACUUAUUUCAUGGGAUCUGUUGAUGCAUCUGGUAUGGUUCAAAGUGCACAAAUGCUAUUUGAAUUGCUUGAUAGCAAAAUUGAUGAGAUUGGUGAGGAUUAUGUCAUUCAAGUUGUGACUGACAAUGCUUCAAACUAUAAGUUGGCUGGUAAAAUGCUUAUGGAAAAUAGAAGAAAGCUAUAUUGGACUCCUUGUGCAGCCCAUUGUUUAGACCUGAUGUUGGAGGAUAUAGGUGGUCUGAAAGACUUUAAGAAUAGUUUGGUUAAGCAUAAGGAUGCAUUAAAGCAUUUGUUUAUUUCUGAUGAGUGGAAGGGUUCCAAUUUGUCAAAGACAGAGGUUGGAAAGAAAGUGGAAGAAACGGUGUUUGUUGUACCAUUUUGGAACACUGUGGAAGAUUUUAUUAGAGCAUCGAAGCCACUUAUUGUUGUUUUGAGGAUUGUUGAUGGUGAUGAGAGGCCUGCUAUGACUGAGGUUUAUGUUGCUAUGGAAGAGGCAAAAAAGAAAAUCUGUGAACAUUUAGCACAUAAAGAACGGCUGUGGAAGAAAAUUAUAAAUAUCAUUGACAGGCGUUGGGAGUGUCAGAUAGAACGUCCAUUGUAUGGAGCCACACUAUUUCUUAAUCCCGGAAAAUUUUUUAUGUUCAAGGAAAGUGAAGAUGGCGAACUGAUUGUCAAUCUACACAUCUCAUUGAUUGAUGUCAUGACCAGACUGGUGGAUGACCCUGCUAUACAAGACAAGAUAACUUUGCAAAUUGAUGAUUAUAGAUUUUCAAAGGGUUCUUUUGGGAGGGAUAUGGCGAUUAGACAACGGACAACCAUAAAUCCUAUUACUUGGUGGAGUACAAAUGGAGGUCGUGCUUUUGAGCUUUCAAAGCUUGCACGACGCAUAUUAGGCCUCUGUUGCUCUUCUUCUAGUUGCGAGCACAACUGGAGCACAUUUGAGUUUAUUCAUACCAAGAAGAGGAAUAGACUGGAACAUUCUCGUUUGAAUGAUCUAGUCUAUGUUCAAUACAAUAGCCGCCUCCAAGAAAGGUUUCAACAAAGACGUGAGCUGGAAGGCAAAAACAAAAAAUAUGAUCCACUAAUUCUUGAUGAGCUGGAUUGGUCUAGUGAGUGGAUGGUUACCUAG
This is a messenger RNA of Telopea speciosissima, 1539 nucleotides long. RefSeq lists its product as uncharacterized. Gene Ontology annotation, molecular function: protein dimerization activity. The transcript is spliced from 4 exons. The record is from RefSeq and is a predicted model, not a curated record. NCBI's taxonomy places the organism in Eukaryota, Viridiplantae, Streptophyta, Magnoliopsida, Proteales, Proteaceae. The coding region runs from base 1 to 1539 and encodes 512 amino acids.